Molecule: messenger RNA, 5799 nt
Organism: Hypanus sabinus (Atlantic stingray)
Lineage: Eukaryota; Metazoa; Chordata; Chondrichthyes; Myliobatiformes; Dasyatidae
Product: hematopoietically-expressed homeobox protein hhex-like
Exons: 4
Coding region: 197-1000 (267 amino acids)
Biological process (GO): cell differentiation; regulation of transcription by RNA polymerase II
Molecular function (GO): RNA polymerase II cis-regulatory region sequence-specific DNA binding; DNA-binding transcription factor activity, RNA polymerase II-specific
Source: RefSeq, a predicted model, not a curated record
GGUUUCGACUGGCAGGAGACUGGGUGUCUGGGCCCCAUGGUGUUUGGGGUUGAUGACUUUGGGUAGGAGUCUCCGCCCAGUGUGUGCUGUCUGCACCGUUCGUUGAGACGGCGAGAGGGGAACUGAGCCCAUUAACACUUCAAUCAGCUCGUGGGUUGGUUUUGCUCCGAGGUGAAGUUACUGUCCGGACUCUGGGAUGCAGUACCGCGGCCCCUGGCCCCUCGAGUUCUCCUUGCUCGGCCCCAAUCCCGUCCAUCCCACGCCGUUUUACAUCGAGGAUAUACUAAGACGCGAACGAGUCAGCUCACCGCACCUCGCCGCUCUCCCGGCCGUCCUGCCGCCUCUCCUUCCACCGGCGCCCGGCUACAGAAGCGGGUUGUAUCAGGACGUCAGUCCCGGGUAUUUCGGUCUGGCUCCGCACUUGUACAGGGCUCCGCUCCUCCCCGACAGCCCGGCUUCGGGAGAGCUCGGGCAUCAACUCUACAGACCGCUGGCUGAAGGCAAGCAGUUUUACUGGAAUCCAUUUGCAACGCGCACCUUGUACAAAAGGAAAGGAGGCCAGGUGAGAUUUUCCAACGAUCAAACUCUCGAGUUGGAGAAGAAGUUCGAGAACCAGAAGUACCUCUCACCCCCCGAGAGGAAGCAGUUGGCUAGAGUCCUACAGUUGAGUGAGAGGCAGGUCAAGACCUGGUUCCAGAACAGAAGAGCGAAGUGGCGGAGACUGAAGCAGGAGCAACCUGAGGAUGAGAAGGCUAGGUGUCUCAGAGGAAUGGAGGAGGAAUCCAUGGUACCCAGGCAGCAGGAAGACAGCGAAGGGAUAUCGCCACAGGUGACGGAGGACAUCACUCAACGGGAAACCUCUCCCCUUUGCCCUCAGGCUCCCACGGGGACCGAUUCACAGAGCCCAGAGCUGGACAGUGAUGUUGAGGUGGAUGUUGGUUGCAAUGAAGAUGGUGACUCCAGCCACAUAUCCCCUGAGGAGACAGCCAGCAGAGAGUGAACUGGCCCGGCUUUCCAGCUCUUCGAAUUGAGCUCAAAUGCUCUUGGUAUCACCUUCAUUCCUUAUAAAUGUGGACAACAGCAAUGUUGGGGUCCAGGGAGAAAGCACUAAACCUCAGGUCACCUUCAAACAACAGCUCAUUCCCCACCAUACUUCGGAGAAAUAUAUCUGCUACCCUUUCCCAGUCUGGUUUUCUAGACUCAAGUCAGGAGUGAGUGAGUACACACUUCAGUUGCCUGAGUGCAGUUAGUCCACGCACUCCAGAUCUGCCUCACUUCCUCUCCCCGAUCUAUAGGUCAAGAGGGAGAGGAAAGAUUCUCCACUUGCCUGGGUGGGGUUAGUCUAUGAAGUCCACAUCCGCCACAUUGCCUGUCCCCCCAUGCAAGUCAGGAGUGUGAGGAACCACUCUCCACCUUGAGCGCAGCUCCAACAGUCAACUCUGCCCAGGACAUGGCAGCUGGUAGACUGGUGACCCAUCCACACCCUAAGCACUCCCUCUCUCCACCUCCAGCGCACAGUAUAUAUGGUCUACAUAAUACACUGCCACAGAUUGUCCAUGCCACUCCAGCAGCACCCCACAAACCCAUGAUCCAAACCACCAGGAAGGUCCAGGACAGCAAUCACGUGGGGACCGCCACCGACUGGUUCCCCUUCAAGUUUCAUUAUCACCGUUCCUUCGUCAUCGCCGGGUCUAAGUCCUGGAAAUCCCUCUGCAACAGCACGGGGAGACCCUUCACCAAAGGGACCACAGUGACUAAAGGGAGACCAUCACCACCUUCUCAGGGGUAACGAAUGCUGGUCUGGUCAGUGAUGCUCAGCUCCAGAGGGAACAGUUGAGAAAAGGGAAUAGUGGUGUGGUAGUUAAGUCAAGGGAGUAUACGUGGCAGAGAGGUGGAGCCUAGGAAACUUAAAUUGGUGUUGGUAUUGGUUUAUUAUUGUCCCAUGUAUCGAAAUAUGGUGAAAAGCUCGUCUCGAGUACUUUGCAUAUGCGUCAAAUCAUUACAGAGCGAAUUAAGGAUUAGGAGGGUUCUUAGCAGAGUGGAGGAACAGAGGGAUCUUGGGAUUCACAUUUAUAGGUCCCUCAAAGUUGCGGAGCACAUUGACAGGUUACGAAGGCGUAUGGUAUAUUGGCCUCCGUUAGUCUGGAAUUGAGUUCAAGAGCUGGAAGGUGACGUUGCAGCUCUAUAAAACCCUAGUUAGACCGUACUUGGAGUAUUGUGUUCAGAUCUGGUCAUCUCAUAAGGAGGGUCUGGAAGCUUUCAAGAGGAAAUUUACCAGAACGUUGCCUGGAUCAGACGAUGAGAUGGAAUUAUUAUUCUUGAGAUGAGUGAACAGCCAGAGACCUUUCUCAGGGUGGAAAUGGUUAAUAUGAGGGGCCAUAAUUUUAUGGUGAUUGGAGGAAAGUGUAGGGGGUUGGCAAAGGUAAAUUUUCUACACCAAGGUGGGUGCAUGGAACACGCUGCCAGGGGUGAUGGUAGAGGCAGAUACAUUAGAGGCAUUUGAGAUAUUUUUAGAUAGGUAUAUGGAUGAUAGAAAAAUGGAGGGUUAUGUGGGAGGGAGGGGUUAGGUUUAUCUUAGAGUAGAUUAAAAGCUUGGUUCAACAUCAUGGGCCAAAGAGCCUGAACUGCUGUAAAAUUCUAGCUUCUAUGUACUGCAGGUACAGUAUAUUUAAGCUAGAGUAAGGUAAAACACCAACAAUACAUAAUAAAGAGUAAAAGCUACAGAGAGAGCACAGGACAGGUACAUAAUAUGAUGCAAGAUCAGUACGAGGUACGUAGAUUGUGAGGUCAAGAGUCCAUCUUAUCAUACGAAAGGAUGAAAGGUCUGUUCACGUGUCUAAUAACAGUGGGACAGAAGUUGUUCUUGAACCCGGUAGUUCACACUUUCAGGUUUUUGUAUCUUGGGCCCGAUGGGAAAGGGGAGAAGAGAAGAUGCCCAGGGUGGGUGGUAUCUUUACGCUGGUUGCUUUACUGAGGCAGUGUGAAACGUAGCCAGAUUCAGGUUCAAUGGUUCAAGUUAAUAUCGGAGAAUGUAUGAAGGAUACAACCUGAAAUCCGUACUCUUCACAGACGUCCACAAAACAGAAGAAAAACCCCAAAGUAUGAAUGAUAGAAAAUGUUAGAGACCCAAAGUUCCCCUCCUCCCACCCACGCAUAAGCAACAGCAAAAGGAUCAACCCUCCCCUCCCCCACUUACUCCAGCAAAAGCAUCUACCCUCAGCACUCACCAAGCAAGCAAAUGCAAAGCCCCCCAGAGACCAUGAUCUAGAGUCCGUCAAAAAACCACUGUCCAUCCCAACCCUUGGACAUCUCAGACAGGCUCUCUCCCUGACUAGCAAUGGGUAGAGAGAGAUAUCACUCCUGCCACAGCAAGAAGGAGACCAACAGCUGGCUGUUUCGAUGUUACAAUCUGCUGUGUUGCUUAUUUUGACAGCAGCAUACACUGCUGUCUCGAAGUUUCAAUCUCUCGUUGUGCUUCAGUUGGUGACACCACUGAGGAAUUGGGUCACCCACAGGGUUGUUCCAAAGAUGCACGUCUUCCAGGACAUAAAUGAAGGUAACAAAACAGUCAGGCCACUCGGAGAGCUUCACGAGCGAGAACUCACCGCUGUAGAUCAUGGACUCCGGCAGGAUCCCAGCCACCUUGAAAAGGAAAGAAGAGAUAAAUAUUCAGGUUAUGAACUGGAGCUGGGAUCAAUAAUGACUGCACAUGAAGGUCCAUCUGAUCUACAGAUUCAGACUUAUCUAUUACAUCUUUAUUGAAACAUACAUUGAAAUGUGUCAUUUGCAUUAACAACCAACACAAACUAAGGAUGUGCUGGGGGCAGCCCGCAAAUGUCGCCACACAUUCCGUCGCCAGCAUAGCAUUCCCAUAAUGCUCAGGAGAGUAAUGCAAGCAACAAUAAAACAAAAACAACAAAAGAAGCCCCUUUCCACACACACGUAGGCUCUAAUCCCAGGACAUGGUGCCUGCCCAGUUCCAGGCCUGGACAUGCGAGUGGUGAUGUCGGGUCCCUGACAUCCAGACAUGCCGAACCAGGCUUCAGGAAAGGAAGGGUGCACCACCUGCCUUCCUUCAUACUCCACCACCGUGAUACACUCACAAUGGUGCCUCAGCUCAGCUCCAGCAGUUCCAGUCCCAUCCCUCAUGCCCAUGCCCCCCCCCCCCCCCCCGAGAAAAUUAAGGUUGUUGCUGUGACACAAUUAAUUGGGGUUUUCUGCUGUUACUUGAAAGGUAGGUGGUUGAAGCCACAGUUGCGCAGCAGGUAGCAUAAAGCUAGUACAGUGCUGGCAACCCAGGUUAAUUCUGCUGGUCUGUCAGAAGUUUGUUCUCCCCGUGUGGGUUUCCUCUGGGUGCUCCAGUUUCCUCCCACAAGACGUACGAGUUGGUAGGUUAACUGAGUGUAAUUGGGGUUGUUGGGUCAGAAGAGACUGUUGCUGUGCUGUAUCUUACAAUAAAGAAAUAUAUUAAAUAAAAUACCAAGAAGAGAUCCACUCUGGCUGUCUCCAACUAGCUAACCUGUUAGCGCUAACUAAAAAAUGACAAAGUUAGCCACGUGGACAGCACACUACCAGAAACCCACAACGAGUGCACUGGCCCAUUCUGAGAACAUCAGGAGCUCUCCACUGUGAAUCCUUGACAUCUCUCACCUCCUGUUGCGUUGACCAAUCUCCCCUCAUAGAACAGUACAGCACAGAAACAGGCUUUUCCACCCCCACUGCUGCUUUGAACCAAUUCAAUUAAUAAUCAAACAGGCAAUUAAACUAAUCCCUUCUGCUGACACAAUGUCCACAAUGACCUCUUCUCACCUUAAAUUCAUUGCCCUCUCAUAUAAGAAUUUUAACCCUGGGGAAAAAGGCACUGUCUAUCUAUGGCUCUCAUUAUCUUAUAAAUCUCUCUCAGCAUCCACUGCACCAGAGAAGACAAACUCAGUUUGUACAACCUCUUGCUGUAGCACAUGCCCUCUAAACUAGGCAACAACCUGGUAAACCUCUUCUGCACCCUCUCCAAUUGACACCAAUUAGGCCUCUCAUCUCCAUUAGGCCACCUCCAUCCCAGAUCCAGAGGUGGUGUAAAUCCCUUGAUCCGAGUACACUCUCCCAAGGGGUUGUCUGUGGUGGGUGCUCAGGUGGCUGUAGAGGCCUCUCUGGGAUCCACAUGUUAGGGUGGGUUUUCUGAAACGGCAUGAUUUCGUUUAACGUGGGUGGCUGAUGCACGGGCAGCCACCACACAGUCCAUGUCAGAUUGGAGUUGGGGUCCAGUGACAUGCAAUGCAAGAUGACUGGGCACCCUUCCCUGCUGCAGCUAUCCUCCGCCUUCACUGUUAUUGUGAUGUGUUAUCAUUUUCUGCCAGCUCACCGCUGAGGUUUUGGUUCCAGAACCUUUGGCUGGAACCAACCCCCCCGUUGACCUUUCCACCAUGGGUGACCCUACCAGGAGCUAAUUGCCAGCUGGCUAAUCUCCAGAGUGCAUCACUCUCAGGACCUCAGGAAGUCACAGGCUUCUCCACCACAACAAGGUGAUGGUCCUCGGACAAGAGAUGGUGCAUCUGUGUGGGCUUUUAGUGACCGGUGUCUCCCCACUUUCUCAGACCCACUCUAGCAGUGCUUGGAACUAGCCAACGGUGUCCUAGCAACAGUGGCCUAUGGUUUACAAUCUCAGGACGAAGGGACGUAAAACACACCGCUCACACCAUAUUUUAGGAAUACUGGUCCCAUGGCCUCAUUCUCUGAUGCCAGUGAAAAGUUUUAUCUUUUUAUACUUGCAUUUUCAAAGUUGAUUUGCAUAUUUUGAAUAAA